Molecule: messenger RNA, 1047 nt
Organism: Exaiptasia diaphana
Lineage: Eukaryota; Metazoa; Cnidaria; Anthozoa; Actiniaria; Aiptasiidae
Product: adenosine receptor A3-like
Exons: 1
Coding region: 1-1047 (348 amino acids)
Biological process (GO): G protein-coupled receptor signaling pathway
Cellular component (GO): membrane
Molecular function (GO): G protein-coupled receptor activity
Source: RefSeq, a predicted model, not a curated record
AUGAAUUCAACAGAGCAGCCUGUUGUUCUGAUCUUUCACAGUGCAUUUGUGGCUACCUCUGUCUUUUGCUUCGUCAGCACCAUUCUCAUUUGUGUCGGAACCUCGACAGUGCUGUACGCCAUCAUCAGGAAUCCCAGAGGCGAUCUAAGAACGCCUUCCUCCCUGCUGUUAAUCAACCUUAGUUUGUCAGACUUUCUUACUGGUUUUCUCCUUGGCGCCAUGAUGACCGCAGAYUCACUCAUGGAUGUAUAUGGCAAAAACAGUUUUCUUUUGGAUGGUCUCGUGUUYRUAGUGGGAAGUUUGCUUCUUUUCGUGAACAAUCUGACAAUUGCAGCCAUUUCUGUGGACCGCCUUCUAGCUGUAUCAAUACCUCUACAAUACAAGAGUUUCGUCACAUCAAAGUUAGUCAAGAUAGUCAUAUUUAUGAUUUGGCUUUUGUCAUUUCUAAUUUGUCUUCUUCCAGUUUUUGGUGUCUCUAGAAAUGCAUUUUUAUUACUAUACAGUCACAGCCAUGUUUCCUUUCCAUUCAUAUUUCUCACUGGUAUCUACAUCGCUAUCUUUCGAAUCCUUGCAAAGCAAAGACAUCAGCUGAUGCGACAUUUACAAACCAGCGAUGGAGAAACUAUGACAACAGCAGAAAAAAUGAGAGAAAAAAGACGAAUGAAGAGAGAUCGUCAUCUCACURCUACAGUGGURUUAGUAAUGCUUAGUUUCUCSAUAUCAUCKUUACCGUUUCUCAUUUGUGUUCAUUUAAUAAUUCACAUUGAAAGCUGUAACAACUGCGUGAAUCUGUACUGGGAGAGAACAAUCACUUCAAUAUUUUAUUUUUCCGGGAGGUUUGUUAUUUUGAAUKCUGUACUGGACCCACUACUGAUCGUUUGGCGAAUGCCUAAAAUGCGUGAAGCGGUUCGAUUAACGACUGUAUGGAAACAUGUUUUACCGAGAGAUAACAAAAUUCGCAAUGUGGCYCCAGUAGACGUACGUUCGGCAUAUACGGUGGAAGAUUGUGGAUAMGUUCAACGUCAUGUGAACUGCAUURAACAUUGA